AUGGCUGCAACUGGAUUAGGAGUGGAAUUCCGUGAUACUGAAGAAUAAUAUCGAAUUAAAUAUUAAUUAUCUUAGGAUCCAUUUGGAAAAACUUAUUAAGCUGAUAAAUUAGUUGAUCAUAAAAUAAUCAAUGGGGGGAGAAGAGUAGCACUUGAAAUAUCAAAAAUAUAUAGAGGCAUGAAUAAGAAAGAUAAUGAAGAAUUUGCUCGUGAAAUACUUAGGAUCAUGACAGUAAAUGCAUCACACUAGUUGAGACAUCCAAAUAUUGUGGAAAUUGAAGAUGUCCUUCUAAAUGACUAAGCUGAACUUUUUAUUGUUAGUGAGCUGGGAGAAUGUAAUUUAAAAGAUUUCAUAAACCGAAAAAUCAACGGAGGGAAUUAAUCUUUUAAUAAUUCUGAAAUUGCUUUUAUCAUGCUCCAAUUACUCGAAGGAUUAGAGUAUAUCCAUGACAGCAGUUUUAUUCACAGAGAUAUAUCACCAGAUAAUUUAUUUGUCUUUAAUGAUGGCAUAAUUAAAAUCGGUAGUUUUGAUAUUUCUGAUUUCGGAAAGUAAGAUUAUAUUAAUGCUGGUAAAGAUUGUUAUAAGGCUCCAGAAAUUAUACUAGGCUAACAAUAUGAUAAUAAGGUUGAUAUUUGGUCUCUUGGAAUUGUAUUCUACUAUCUAAUGACGGGAACAUAUUAAAUUAAAAAAGAGGCAGAAAUGAAAGAUGUAAACAGUGAUAGACAAUAGUAUAAUAAGUAUUAGUGCUAUGUUAUGAAUUACUACUUCAAUCAAGUAAAAUCAAGUGUUGGAAAUUCUAUGUAAUAACUCAAAAACAAUGCAGGAGUUUUGGCCAAAGAUUUGAAGGAUGAAAAUAAUAAAAAUGUUGCUUUUAAGAAACAAGAUCUCUCUAUUUUAAACUUUCGCAAAGGUGAAAAUCUUUCAUACGAAGUACUUAGAAUUCUAAGAGAAAUAGAAACUUUUCAACUUAAGCAUCCAAAUAUUGUUGAGAUUCUUGAUUCAUAUCUUACUAUUGAUUGCAAAUUAAUCAUUGUCAGUGAGCUAGCUAAGUAUGAUCUUACUGAAUUUAAAAAUUAGAGAGGAGAAAUGAAUUAUUCAGAUAUUUCAACCAUCAUGAUUCAGCUUUUAGAAGGUUUAGAAGAAGCACAUUGCAAAGGAUUCAUCCACAGAGAUAUUAAUCCCUAAAAGAUUCUAGUUUUUGAUAAUGAUAUAGUUAAGAUUUGCGAUUUUGAUAUAGAAUCAUUCGGCAUAUUAAGUGUAGCUCAGGCAGGAGCGGGUCAUUAUAUGGCUCCAGAGGUAUUGAAUCUUGAAUCUUAUGAUAAGUCAGUAGAUAUCUGGUCAUUAGGAGUUCUACUUUACUAUUUAUGUCAUGGAACUGAAAGACAAAAUAUGAAGCCAAUUAAUGCAUAGUUGAUAAAAAACAUCAAAAUUACUUUUUUACCAUAAUACUCAAAAUUUUAAGAAAUCUUUGAUGAAAUGACAACAUUUUAGCCUAAUUAGAGACCAAAAAUAACCUAUUUGAAAUAGAAAUUUAUGAAAUUUAUCGAUAAUUCAACUUACUACCAAAAUUACUAGAAUGAACUGAUAAUGUUUAAAUUGAAUUUAUUGAAGAAUUCGAUUAAUAAGGAUUUUGAGUAAUUAUAUAAUUUACUUUAACCUCACUUCAACAAUAACAAGCUUGCUUAUGAUAAUACAAUUAAAUUGGGACUGGAAGAUUUCAAAAUUACAAUUAAGAAUUUUUAAAAUUUAGUCAUUUAUUUUUAGCAAAGAUUCUGA
Molecule: messenger RNA, 1776 nt
Organism: Stylonychia lemnae
Lineage: Eukaryota; Ciliophora; Spirotrichea; Sporadotrichida; Oxytrichidae
Source: the annotation of a GenBank genome assembly